AUGCAACGAAUUACACGAUGGAUAAUAAUACAUUCUUUAAUAAUUGUAAUACUAAUUGGUAAAGAUGCUGCAAUAGCACCUGGUUAUGAUCUGUCAUUUGAUUAUGGUCCUCAGCAAUACGCCACUAGCCAAAGAACAUUUAGGUUGAAUGAUGAAAGUCAACAAAAAAUUGGAAAUACUGCAUUAUUGUUAGACAGUCAACAAAAUUCCACAUCACUCAAAAUUGAUCUUGAAAAAGGUACCGUCGAUGAAAAUCCAUUCAAUUCACUAUUAUACAAUAAUUUUUCGCAUAAUAGUAACGAAAAUUCAAAACAUUAUGCUGCUGAUUUACAAAGCGCGAAUAUAUUUGGAGAAGUACCAUUAAAAAAAGUACCAUCUAAAAGAAGUACCAUUAAAUCAACAAAGAAAAAUAUUCCAGCAAAUUUUAAUGGUUUAGAAAAAAUAAGUUUCAAUGCUUCAAAAGAAGAAUCCAAAAAUUUUGAAAAAACAUCAGUUAAAGAAAUAGGUCAAUUGGCAUCAGUUAUUGGUACCUCAGCAAUGAUAGAUGGAAAUAGUUUUGAUUUUGAUAGAACGAAAGGAACUAUUCUGAAUGUAACGAGAAGAAAAAUCGAAUUUUCAACACCAAGUCAUAUUUUUAAACGGAUCCCGAAUUUAGCUAUCAAUAGAACCGGAAAUUUAGCAUCAAGCCACAUAAUAGACUAUUCCGCUUUUUUAACGAAUUCUCCUUCUAUUGAAACAAGUACAAUAGUUCCAGAUUUCGAAAUUAUUCCUUCUUUUAUAAAAACUGGAAUCUCAAGCACGCAAACUUCUGAAAGUCGGAUCACAGAAAAUGAAAAUGAUUCUUCGAAAAUUACCAUUUCUUCAACCGCUGAUCAUACUAUUAUUUCUGAUAUUUUACCGCUUGGACCACUACUAACUUCUACAAUUUCUUCAACACCGGAACUGAUAAUUUUUCCCAACAGAAAGAACCUUGAUACAGCUCAUGUUGGAAUAACAACAUCUCCAAUUACUUUUAUUGCGGUAGGUGAUCGAGAGAUUCUGGAAGAGCAAAAGACACAACAGAAAGCUUCAUCAUUUCAAUUAAUGAAACAUACUGCAGUUGGAGAACGGAUCAGUGGCUUGGAAGAAACCUAUCCUUCAGAUUCUUCAGAAGAUGAACCUGUAACUAUUGAAAGACAAGCAACUACAAAAAGUACCUUAUUUUAUCGACCAGCGGAAGUUGAACAAGAAACGCGAUUCAGAAACCCUUUCCAGUCCGGAUUUGAUUCGAGAGAUGAAAUAAUCCUUCCUGAUCUUAUCAUUCAAGAAGACAAAAUUGCUCCUCCAGACAUAUUCUUCAAACCAGAACAUGAUUUGGAAGCUUCUGAACUAGAUUACAUAGAAUCUAUCGAUUCCUCACUUUCGAAUACCGAUACACUAUUUACGGAAUCUGGAGCUGAACAAGAGGAAAACGAAGUCCUAAAAUUUGAAUUCAGAACACCGGUUAGCACUCAAUUAUCGGAACAUAUUCAUUUUAUUCAACCACAACAACUAUCGUCAAAUCCAACCGGAGUUGAAGUAAUGAAUGAUGAGGUGAACAUUUCUGAAAGAAAUAUGAACCCAAAGACAAAACUUGAUUUUAGAGUUUCACAACUGAAACUGCCAUCAUUGAUACGAAAUACAGAUGAAGAAAAAAUCAAUGAGUUGAUCGAUUGCGAUAUCGUUGCACUCAAUGAAGAUAAAUGUCCAAUAGCAAAUGAUAAAUCUGAUCAAACUCGAUCCGAUAUAUUGUUUUUAAUCGAUACUUCUCAUAAUAUCAGCAAAAUGCACUUUCAACAAGCACUGAAACUUAUCACGGAUACCGUAGAACAAUUUAAAAAUAUUGGUUCUGAUGGAAUACAGAUUUCAUUGAUACAAUUUACACGAGAAUCUGUGCUGGAAUUUUCAUUCCAUAAACAUAACUGUAAGCCUUGUCUUCUUGCUGAUAUUGGUGAUACUAAAUAUAUCGGUGGAUUAAGCACUGCUGAUAAUGCAAUCUAUAAGAUUAUCAAAUAUGGCUUUAGUAAACGACGAGGUGAUAGAGAUAAUGCGGCAAAUAUACUUGUAGUGGUCAGUAAUGGUAUGUCCGAUGGUCAAUUUCAUAAAACGUUACAGUUACUUCAUGCAAACAAUAUAACAAUGAUAAUAGUAUUUACCGCUGAUGAUACAAAUCCUCAACUGAUUAAGCAGCUUGUCAAGGAGAAUAAAUAUCGCAAUCUCUUCUUCAAUGUAAGUGCAGUGGACAGCGACCAAUUAUCUGGUCAUUUGGCAGAGCGUAUUCGAACCGUUGCAAACGAAAAAACAACAUCUUUCGGUGAGAUUAUAGCGAUGGAAACGGAUGAAUUAAUUCAAGAAUUUACGGCCCAAUGUUUAAGGGAUGGAAUUAAUGCAACAUUUAAAUUUCUUAAAUCAUUUGGUGGAAUUAUUACUGUCCGAAGUAAAAAUGUAACGAAAAGUUGUUCGAAAGUUAUUCAAGCGGAACAAUUUGGUGAGCAUAUCGAACAUCGUGAAGUUUACUUCUUCAUCAGUUUUAAACAGUGUGAUGUGAAAAAAACAAUAUCCGUAAAUCCAUCAGGGAUGAAUUAUUCGGCUCUAAUCGAUGUAAUCCACGAUAAAUGGUUAGUAAGUGGCGCUGAUAAAGGAUUUGUUGUACAGUGCUAUCAGCCUCAGCAAUCAAAAUCACAAGAAGGAAAUCUACGCACUGAUAUGAAUCUGCGGGAUAAUAUCAAAAUGGCGAAUAUAUUUCCGCUAAAUUCGUUACCGCCAUUAUGUAAUUAUUCCAUUCGAGCAGAUGCGCCAAAUGGACCAAUGAUUCAAUCUGCUAAACUUGGUGAUAUUGUUUAUCACAAAUGGGAAUGUGAAGAUGAUCAACAAACAUCACAUUUAUAUGGAAUUCAUAUCCAUGAUUGCUACGUUGAAUCGGGUACCAAACAACAACAUAUUAUUAUUGACAGUAACGGCUGUAGCGCGGAUAUGAAUAUUGUUCACGAAGUGAUUUAUUCCGAUAAUAAACUUGUAGCAUUUGCGCAUGUUAAAGUUUUCAAACUUAUCAAUUCGGAAUAUUUGUCAUUUCAUUGCAAACUCAGCUUAUGCAUUAAAAAAGCAGAUGGUUGUGAAGGAAUUACACCACCUCGAUGUCCACGUACUGGUCACAGAGAUUUGUUAGUUUAUCACCGGAAUCGCUAUAGCACGGAGUCUUUUUUCGCUGCACUGACUGUUCAGGAAGAAAUCAAACUUACUGUUAUUGUACCCGUAAAUGCCACUGAUUCAGCUUUUUCGCUUCAAGCCGUUAAAGAACUAUCAAAUGUGAAUCUACUCUGGUUGAUGGUCAUUUUGAUCGCCUUAUCUGCUGCUGUCCUUUUGUUGCUUAUCAGGUACAUUACUAAAAUGGAUGGCAAAGAAGAAUUUAUAGCUUCAGAAAAUUUCAAAAAACAUGAAAUUAUUGACAACAUUGACUAUAUUACAUCUGCAGUAUCCACAAACGCAGGUAGUUUAUCUCCGAUCGAAAAGAGAGUAGAAGAGCGGAAGGAUGUAUGCUAUAGCAGACCGUUGAAAGGAAUACAAUCAGGAAAAGAUAAAGACAAGAAAAUGAAAACUGAAAUCGUUUCUGUAAGUUUAAAUUCCAUUUAUGAUGAAAUUAAAUCGAUCGCUAAAUGCAACUCUCUAUGUGGUACCGUAUCAGCAACAGCAUCUCUUCAUCUUCAGCAUGACCAACGUGAUGGAUCCUCUUGGUCAUUUUGA
Molecule: messenger RNA, 3759 nt
Organism: Cercopithifilaria johnstoni
Lineage: Eukaryota; Metazoa; Nematoda; Chromadorea; Rhabditida; Onchocercidae
Source: the annotation of a GenBank genome assembly